CCAGGCUGGCGAGAGCCAGCCAGGCCAUGGCGGAUGUCCCCGGGGCGCAGCGACCGGUUCUCGGCGGCAGCCCAGAGCCCCGCGAUCCCCUGGACUGCUGGGCCUGCGCUGUGCUGGUAACUGCUCAGAACCUAAUGGUGGCUGCCUUCAAUCUACUCCUGCUGGCGCUGGUGCUGGGGACCAUCUUGCUACCCGCUGUCACCAUGCUAGGCUUCGGCUUCCUCUGCCAUUCCCAGUUCCUGCGCUCUCAGGCACCCCCUUGCACCGCGCACCUACGGGACCCGGGCUUCACCGCCCUGCUGGUCACCGGAUUCCUACUCCUCGUUCCGCUGCUCGUGCUUGCCCUGGCCAGCUACCGCCGCCUCUGUCUACGCCUCCGCCUGGCCGACUGUCUCGUGCCUUACAGCCGGGCCCUCUAUCGGCGCCGGCGGGCCCCGCAGCCGCGGCAAACCCGGGGCUCACCAGGGUCCCAAGCCGUUCCUACGCCGGGAAAGGUUUGGGUCUGAGGAGCCUCGAGUCAAGAACACUAGUGCCGUCCUCCCUUCCCGUGGGGCCCAAGGACUCGAAGCCAGGAUCUUCUGCCCUACCCCCACCCCAACCUGAGCCGGGUUCUAGCAUCCAUUUGGGGGACAGCAACAUUUUUGGACCCCAGUGCUGGCGAAAACUCCCACGCCCCGGAAAAACUGCUUUCCUGUGACUACCCACAUUUGAAUCGUGAAUAUCUGGGCUGGACCUUCCCACUCCCUUAACGUGAUCAGGACAACUGAACCUGUGCCAUCCUUUUCAGCUUCAGCUCCUCUAGAAUUUUACAGGGCUGAGGGGCAAUGCUGGAGGUGAAGAAAGACACAUCAAUAAAGAAUUUAUGAA
Messenger RNA from Urocitellus parryii (Arctic ground squirrel), 867 nucleotides. It is a transcript of the gene Tmem88, whose product is annotated as transmembrane protein 88. Gene Ontology annotation, cellular component: plasma membrane. The record is from RefSeq and is a predicted model, not a curated record. Gene Ontology annotation, molecular function: PDZ domain binding. NCBI's taxonomy places the organism in Eukaryota, Metazoa, Chordata, Mammalia, Rodentia, Sciuridae. Gene Ontology annotation, biological process: negative regulation of canonical Wnt signaling pathway.